This is a messenger RNA of Drosophila montana, 2159 nucleotides long. It is a transcript of the gene slow, whose product is annotated as slowdown. Lineage: Eukaryota; Metazoa; Arthropoda; Insecta; Diptera; Drosophilidae. Bases 406 to 1914 code for a protein of 502 amino acids. Gene Ontology annotation, cellular component: extracellular region; cell surface. The transcript has 5 exons. The record is from RefSeq and is a predicted model, not a curated record. Gene Ontology annotation, biological process: anatomical structure development. Gene Ontology annotation, molecular function: calcium ion binding; signaling receptor binding.
CUCGGGACUUCUAAGCGAACAGUUGUUGCUAGCUGCGCCGCAAGCAAAUAACGUGAUUCGGAACCGGAUCAAAUAUCACGCAACGAACGUGAUCAGUGAACGGCUGGAAAAUCACUUGAAAGAUUUUUACGGUUUUUUCGGUUUGCCAUACGGAAGCAGCUGGAGCAGCUAAAUAUUUAUACAAUCCUCAACGUCUAUAUAUAUUUGCAUACGGUUCAGGCAUAUAUAUAAUUUAUUACACAAGCAAAUGCCGCGUAUCUGCUUAAUGUCAGCGCGAAAAAAUUGAAUUUAAUUGUUUGUGACUGCAAAUUUGACAUAAUUCGCGUGUUUGAUUUAUAUCGCCGGGCUCUUCCUCAAGUUGACUCCAAAAACGCGGCUGCUUAUCGCAAAUCAACGCAGUUCAAGAUGACGCAGCUUUGUUGCACAGUGUUGCUGCUGCUGCUGCUGCUGGCUGCGGCGACAACAGGUAGCCACAACAACAACCACAACAACAGCCGCUUGCACAGCCAUCGGCUGCACCGGCAGCGUCAUUCGCACAGUGUCAAGUCGGAGGUGGAGCUGCUGCCGGGCGUGACAAUGCGUCCGGUGCGCGGCACGGACAGCACCCGGCUGCGCCGCCUGCCCCCGUACAACAAGGUGUUGACGCGUCGCCUCCAUCAGCAUCAGUCGGGCCCGGCCCGACCGAGCGAGUGGGAUUACAAUACCUACAAUAUCUAUACGAACACCUUUGGACCGCCGCCGCCGCCGCUGCCGCCGCAUGCCGGCAAGGGUGAGGACAACACCGGCGAUGUGGAGUUCAUCGGCGUCAGCGGUCGCGGUCGCGGCUACGAGUAUGUGCCGCCCAUCAGCACCGCGGCGCCGCCGCCGAAUCUCAAUCGUCGCGCCAUCACGCCCGGCCUCAGCAUGGGCACCGUGCCGCCGCUGGUGCCGGCCCGGCGCGCCUACAGCUAUACGACGACGGCGCCCAGCACCACCACCACCAGCGGAACCACCAGCGGAACCACCAGCAGCAGCAGCACCACCACCGAGGAGCCCUACGAGACCAACACAAUCGGUCGCAAUUAUCCCACAGAUGCCAAGGAGAUGGAGCGGCGACACAUUUGCGUGCAGCAGCGCACGAUCACGAUGCCGGUGAAGACAACGGAGGUGUAUACGCGACCCACCUGGAAGCACGUGAGCGUGCAAUGUCAGCCGCCGACGCAUGUUGGCCAGAUGUGCACCCGGGUGCAGCUGGUGCACGAGCAGGCGUACCGGGAUGUGAUCAAGCAUAAGCCGGCACAGCAGAUGACCUACGAUUGCUGCACGGGCUGGACGAGGGAGACGCAGCGCGCGGAUGCGUGCAUGAAACCCCUUUGCAGCACGCGCUGCCAGAACGGCGGCAACUGCACGGCGCCGCAGCUGUGCAGCUGUCCGGCGGGUUUUAGCGGUCGCUAUUGCGAGCUGGACGUGAACGAGUGCCAGACGGAGAAGCCGUGCGAUCAGCAGUGCGUCAAUACGCACGGCUCCUACUAUUGUCGCUGCCGGCACGGCUUCGUUCUGCAGCCGGAUCAGCAGAGCUGCCGCAAGAUUUCAACCCAUGCGGACGAUGCAUUCGAGGCGCGGGAUCUGGAGAACGACAUCGAUGAUGAUACGGAGGCGGCGGCGGCGGCGGCGGUGGCCACGCGACUGCAGAAGAUCGAACGGUCGCUGGCCAACGAGCGAGUGCACACGAACGAGCUGCAAAAGUCGCUGCAGGCCACCUACAGCGUGGUGGACACCCUGCGGAGCAGGCUCAGCACACUCGAGAAGCAGGCGCUGGAUGUGAAUCGCAUGCAGACGAAUCUCUACAAGACAGAGUCGCGCACCAACAAGCUGGAGAGCAUGCUCAAUUUGCUGAUGAAGUGCCGAAAUGGCCCCAAUGCCGAUUGCCCCUAAUUUACGGCAACACAGAACUGCAUUUGAUUACGCUAGAAAUUAAAUGGUUUAGUUUAAGCUAAAGAAACUUAUCUAUUUCGUUUGUGUAACUGUAGCCCAUCCUGCUUGUAAGCCAUUCCCGAACGCAAGUGCCUCCGUAGUUUAGAAAAGCAUAAAAACAAAAAGAAAGAGUAAAAAAAAAUCAUUUAGUACUUAAGCGCACGUGUCAUAAAUGUAUGUAUUAAAAUCCAAUGCUCUAGUUGUAA